Molecule: messenger RNA, 1849 nt
Organism: Cladophialophora immunda
Lineage: Eukaryota; Fungi; Ascomycota; Eurotiomycetes; Chaetothyriales; Herpotrichiellaceae
Exons: 2
Coding region: 508-1251 (247 amino acids)
Biological process (GO): response to heat; response to hydrogen peroxide; protein folding
Source: RefSeq, a predicted model, not a curated record
CGGCAUACCCUUUUUUGCGUGGUCCCCCUGGCUGCACACGAGUCCCAACACAGUAACCCCUCCUCACGUGUGUGUGCGUGCUAUGCACCUUUUUUCACAUCAGAAGGUGUGCACGGGGCGCGUCGAUCAACGGGUCGCUCGAUUCGGGGUUGAGCUCAUCCCAUGAGAAAGCUGGUCAAUGGGUAAACAUCCAGUCGAUCCGGGUGUAGGGAAGCAAGCGCACGCAAUGCAGAGUUGGUAAUGGGCCCCCCAUUGAAACCUUGCUGACCUAGAGAUAUAAAACCAUCCACGUUCGCCCUUUCGAGCUGGAGACUUGCCCAUAGGAGUAUCUCGACACACAUUCAGAAAACACCAAAAACACACCCUUCCAAAGGGGUUUUCGAAGUUUCCUUGAUCUGGUUGAAAAAAAAAAAAAAAGGGAUCGCAACUGAUUUUCCACCCGCUUCAUUGAUCCCACCCCUACAAGAGAGGAAUUUAAUAAAGUCACAAACCACCACCAAAACAAACAUGCCUGGCCUUCCGUACUCAGUGCCCUCCAACUACGUGAUCCGCCUGAUCGAGACGGACCCGGUGUCCGCCAGCCUCGGCCACCCAGAGCACCCGGUGCAGCCACACCCGUCGCAGCCGUCGCACUUCCAGUUCCCGCGCACCUCGCUGCACCAGGCGACGCUGCAGUCGCACUUCAAGGGGCCCCACGCCCCCGGCAGCGUGGCCGCGCCCAAGUCGGACACCGCGUUCGCCCCGGCCACGGACAUCCGCGAGACGCUGCGCGCGUACCACAUUGAGAUCGAGACGCCCGGCGUCACGGAGGAGAACAAGAGCGACCUGGUGAUCACGUGGAUGAGCCCGCACACCCUGCUCGUCCAGGGCGUGGCCACCCGGCCCAAGAACAUCGGCCUGCUGGACCAGGAGGAAGGAAAGCGCGUGUGGGAGGGCGAGGGCGAGGGAUGGGCCACCGAGGCAGGCCACGGCAAGCCUCAACAAGAAGAGACUGACGGCGGGCCCCUGCAGCGCGAGAAGUCGCACGAGACGAUGGAGGAGGAGGCGCUGGCGGACUCGACGCCGACGAUCCUGCUGUCCGAGCGGCGCGUGGGCGCCUGGCGCCGCACCUUCACCCUGCCCGAGGACGUCGAGAUGAAGGAGCUCAAGGCCCGGCUCGAGGGCGGCCUGCUGCGCAUCGACCUGCCCAAGCGCAGCCUCGAGGACAUGGCGGCGCUCAAGGGCGCGGGCGUGCGGAUCGAGAUCGAGUAGUCUGAACUGACUCGCCAAAGGAGUUUUCUCGCGCGAUGAAACCCGUGCGGAGCGAGGAGGUGUUUGGAGGGAUGGGGCAAGAGGAAGAGGAGGAGGGGGUGUGUUUGAUGGUGGUGGUUAUGGUUCUCAAUGUUCAUUCUUCAUCUCUCAUUUGAUCGGGAAAGAGGCUUGGGUUGGGAUCCAAAUACCACACCGACCACAUCCUGCUCUUCCUGCUCCUGCUCCUCCUCCGCAACAAAACCAUUUCAAAGACACCUCCAAACUCUUACCGACCCGGAGAAGACAAGAGAAAAAGACAAGGAGAAGGAGGGAAAGCACGCAUGUUGCGGAUCCGUUUUUUGCGAAAAGGGAGUCCAUUGUUGGGGGGGUUUUGCAUUGUGUGCAUUGUUUAAAUUGGAGGAAUUCGGAACCCGGUUUUGCAUUGGGAUAUAAAAAAAAACGCCUCGUAAUUAAUUCCACCCCCUACCCCCCCAAGUCUUUCGGUCCUUUUGUAGCUCCAGACGGCGACGAAUGGAGUAGAUAAAAAUAACCAUCAUAAUGAAAAAUCGUCACUUGUACGGAGUACGGAGUACAGUACAUUGUUGAUCCUUGUCAUGCG